AUGCUCCACUUACAGGGUCCACAGAUGCUGCAGAUGCUAGAAAAAUACUUAAGGAAGAGCCUCCCUGAGUCCUUAAAGGUUUAUGGGACCGUCUUCCACAUGAACCAGGGAAACACUUUCAAGCUAAAGGCCCUGGUGGACAAGUGGCCUGAUUUUAAUACAGUGGUUAUCCGCCCUCAGGAGCAGGAGAUGACAGAUGACCUGGAUCACUACACCAAUACUUACCAAGUCUACUCCAAGGACCCUAAGAAAUGUCAGGAAUUCCUUGGUUUGCCAGAAGUCAUCAACUGGAAGCAACAUUUGCAGAUUCAAAGUUCACAGUCCAGCCUGGAUGAUGUGAUAAAAAAUCUGGCGGCUAUUAAAUUGGGCAAGGUGAAGCGAACACAGUGCUUUCUCUAUAUGGUCUCUGAGACAGCAAAGAAAUUGGCGACUUCCUUCCUGGAUGCAAAAAACGUAUCACCCAAUGGUGAUAAAUACAAGUCCAUCCAUCAAAAGGUGUUGAAACUCUCAUCCCUUGAUCCUACCCACGCUGCCUUGGUGAAUAAAUUCUGGAAUUUUGGUGGCAAUGAGAGGAGCCAGCAAUUCAUCGAGCGCUGUAUCCGGGCCUUCCCCACCUUCUGCCUGCUGGGGCCUGAGAGGACCCCUGUAUCCUGGGCCCUGAUGGACCAGACAGGAGAGAUGCGGAUGGCAGGCACCAUACCUGAGUACCGGGCCCAGGGCCUCAUCACCUACCUCAUCUAUGUCCAGAUUCAGGCUCUAGACAAACUUGGCUUCCCCAUGUAUUCCCAUGUAGAUAGGGCCAAUCACAUCAUGCAAAAACUGAACUUCAAACUGCAGACUAUCUCCGUGGACUCUGACUGGAACCAGUGGAACUUUGUGCCUCUGUGA
Messenger RNA from Mesoplodon densirostris (Blainville's beaked whale), 888 nucleotides. RefSeq names its product glycine N-acyltransferase-like. NCBI's taxonomy places the organism in Eukaryota, Metazoa, Chordata, Mammalia, Artiodactyla, Ziphiidae. Gene Ontology annotation, cellular component: mitochondrion. The record is from RefSeq and is a predicted model, not a curated record. Gene Ontology annotation, molecular function: glycine N-acyltransferase activity. Bases 1 to 888 code for a protein of 295 amino acids. The transcript has 5 exons.